CGGCUAAUCUAUUUGAAAUUCAUGUAUUGCAACACAGUUGUCAAUUAAGCUUAUUAAGAAGCUCGCUAACAGGGAUAACUAGUUUUGUGAUUUGUAAUAUUGCAAAAACAUUUAAGUAAGGAGAUUCUGGAUAUUCAAAAAUUAUGGGAUUGGAAAAAGAACUUUAUGCUACACAACUAGCAUUUUUUUAAAUAAAUAUUUAAGUUUUUAAAUUUCUACAAGAAACUAUACUGAACUGAUCUUAAUUUUUUUUUUUUUUAAAAAAUGAACCAAGUUUGAGCAACGAACAAAGUAAGUUUAAGUAAGUGAUUUCAAAAUUUUUAAAAUUGAAUUUAACUUAAGUACUUUCAAAUUAUGAUAGUUGAGCUUGAAAAUGCAAACGCGAAAUUAUACAAAAACGUUGAGGUGUUUAUGAAAUUAUCUUAGUGAAUUAUUCCCUGAAAAAGAAAUGAUAGCUUUAUCUCUUAUCAAGAAAAGCUUUUUUCGGAGUGUUUAUUCAACGUCCACCACCUGAUAGCUAAGCUUUUAGAAGUUGUGAUUGAACUUUAUCGUAGCCAUCGUCAACGACCGUGGACGACAAAUUGCAAUCGCUGUGGCGAUCAUCAAUGGGCGGAACCGGGUUCAAUGCCGGAACGAAGACGGGUCUGAUGGUGUUUCGGGUCCAGGCCCUGGGUCUCUAACCGUUCCUCCUCUGUAUAUAAAAUAAAAAAAAACUGCAAUCAACGGCUCUUUUCACUGACUCACUCGCAAACUCUCUCUCUCGUCGGUUAUCUCAAAGCAGAGUCAGACUUCCUUCUCAACACAUAAACACCCUCUCGCAGAUCAUCAUUAUCAUCAUCCAAUGUUUGUGAAAGAAGGUACCAUUCAAGCUUGGACAUUGCUUCAGAAUAUUUCAGAUCUGGGGCUGAUAAGAUUUCCAUAGGAAGUGAUGCAGUUUAUGCUGCAGAACAUUAUUUAAGAACUGGAUUAUGCAAUUAUUUCCAUAAUUCAUCUCCUAUUGAGAUCUGUCUGCAUGUGGAUUUAAGUCUUAUAUGUUGCUUCCAAUUGUUUAUGUCUUUUUUAGGUAACAACUGGGAAGAGCAGCCUAGAGCAGAUAUCUAGAGUUUGUGGAAAUCAGGAUUUUAUAAUAUGGGAAUUAGCAAAACAGAAGUGAACUUGAAGAGGUUGCUAGCAGCUGCGCCUAAACAACAAAACCAGGCAAAACUUGUGCAUUAUGUUGCCACUCUACGAGAACUGUUAGAACAACUUGCUGAAGAACGUACACCAGAAGGCUUACCAAGAGUUUCAAAGGCUGUGGUGAGUGAUUAUUCUGAGAAGAUUGAAGUCAUUGCUUCAAAAUUAACUGCCAUGAUGACUGACAUACAAGUACCCAAGGAGUCCUUUGCUGGGAUUUCCGUCAAAUUAAGCUCUUCUAAAAUGGAAGGAGAAAACCAUAUUCCUCCUUCACCAGGACUGAGAAGGAGAGCAGUGCCUGCAUCAAGCAUUGAUGAUAGAACACAUGAAACUAUUGAGGAUGAUUCAUCAGCACCUGUCAAAUUGGAUGCAGCAGCUCACGCACAUAUAGAAAAGCACAGAAAGUUGCAAGAGGACUUGACUGAUGAAAUGGUUGGGUUGGCAAGACAACUCAAAGAGAGUAGCCUGGUGAUGAGCCGUUCUCUGCAGGACACUGAAAAGAUACUGGAUUCUACAGAAGAGGCUGUUGAACAUAGCUUGGCGAGGACUGGUCAUGCAAAUUCACGGGCUACAGAAAUUUACUCGAAGACUUCUAAAACUACAUGUUUCACUUGGCUUGCGAUCUUUAUGAUGACUUGUGUAUUCAUAAUGGUUGUCCUUUUAAUUCGUGUUACUUAACUUUGUGUAUAGCAAUAUUUAUUAGUUUUGGUUUCAUUUCUCAUGAGUAAUUUCUAUUUAGUAGUAUACAAAAGUAAAUUAUUUGUGUUAUAAAUAUUCAUAUGAUACUAAUGUUGGUUUUCUCUAA
Molecule: messenger RNA, 1978 nt
Organism: Ziziphus jujuba (common jujube)
Lineage: Eukaryota; Viridiplantae; Streptophyta; Magnoliopsida; Rosales; Rhamnaceae
Exons: 10
Coding region: 1129-1851 (240 amino acids)
Biological process (GO): retrograde vesicle-mediated transport, Golgi to endoplasmic reticulum
Cellular component (GO): endoplasmic reticulum; SNARE complex
Molecular function (GO): SNAP receptor activity
Source: RefSeq, a predicted model, not a curated record